Messenger RNA from Aspergillus costaricaensis CBS 115574, 1562 nucleotides. RefSeq names its product putative UBX domain protein. Lineage: Eukaryota; Fungi; Ascomycota; Eurotiomycetes; Eurotiales; Aspergillaceae. The transcript has 2 exons. Bases 36 to 1562 code for a protein of 508 amino acids. The record is from RefSeq and is a predicted model, not a curated record. Gene Ontology annotation, molecular function: protein binding.
CUUCCCCGCCCCGCAACACCAAUCCCUCUUAAAUCAUGAGCUCUCAUGUCGUGGUUCUUGAUUCAACAGCCCGACGAGCUACUAUCAAGACGACACAUGGGAAGCAUCUAACUGAUGUUCUACAAGAAGCUUGUACAAAGCUAGGUGUGGAUGCCAGCCAACAUGGACUAAAAUACAAAGGUAAAGAGCUCGAUCUUUCACUGGUAUUUCGCCUCUCUGGGCUCACUUCCGGCGCAAAGCUGGAGUUGGUUCAGCUCUCCCGUUCGCCCUCCGUCGUCACCGUCGCUCUACAACUGCCUGAAUCAGAAGCACGAGGGGCACCCCCAAACAGACGACUCUUGGAUAAAUUCCCCAGCACGACAACAAUAUGGCUAGUAUUGCGCAAAUUCGAGGCUGGGGUUGCUGGAGGUGCUUCAACCCGGAAUCUGACUGGACGAGGUGUCCCUAGUGGCAAUGAAGGCGCAGGAAGACUCUACUACGAAACCCCGGUCGUUCAGAUUAUGGAACGGGAACUGUCCUCGUUCACUGAUCUGCAGAAAUCUUUGGCACAGCUGGGAUUCAAUAACGGAAAUGUGCUACUGCGGCUGAGUUUUCGCCGUACAGACGAACCCUUGGAGGAGGCUAUGGUCAAGAUUCAGGACUACUUCAAACCGUUCGACGACGUGACCCCCAAGGCCGAAGAGCCGCCUGCACCUACAGAGCAACCACCACAGGCCGAUACAUCCAACAAAGAAGAGGAGGCACAGCAACAGCCCGCAUCUACAUCCGAGGCACCUUCGACCACUGAACAAACCCUACCAACUGCUCCUACAGCUGAUGCGCCUGCUGCAGAACCCACCGAGGUACCAACUGGUUUCUCCCGCCCCAUAACUGUGUUCUCUCCCCCCUCCAACACCACACCCCAGUCCGCACAAACAAAUUACAACGAGACCGACUACAUCCCAUCCAUCGAACACGCACAGGCACAUCAGCGACGACUGAACGCAACCUCCCGACCCCUACGGCUCCCAACGGACGCCGAAAUCGCCGCCAAGGCAGCUGCAGAAGAGGAACGACUCGCCGCAGUCACACAAGUAGAUGUCAAAGUGCGCCUACCAGACCAAAGCCAGGUCGUGGCCAAGUUCGGACAGGAAGAUACGGGCAAGUCACUCUACGACUUCGUUCGAAACUGUCUUGCCGCGCCAUUCGCCAGCGAGAAAUUCACCAUUACAUCCUCCCUCCCCAAGACAUCUAGCGGAGGACAGCCGGGGAGAAACAUCCAAAACAUUGUCCCCGACUCAGACCAACAGCUGCUGAUCAAGGAUCUAGCCAUGAUCGGCCGUGUGCUGGUCAACUUCACCUGGGAUGCGAACGCAUCCCCGGCCGCCCGGCAAAGCCGGGAACUCUUAAAACCGGAACUGCGGACACGCGCGCAGGAACUCAAGGUCGAGCAGCCCAAGGACGUAACAGAUAACUCAGACGUUAGCAGGCCGAAGCCGACAAGCACCGGAGACGGGGCUCGUGGCGAGAAGCGGAAACCGGGCGGAAUGCCUAAGUGGUUGAAGUUGCCGGGCAAGAAAUGA